Molecule: messenger RNA, 450 nt
Organism: Aaosphaeria arxii CBS 175.79
Lineage: Eukaryota; Fungi; Ascomycota; Dothideomycetes; Pleosporales
Product: kinase-like protein
Exons: 2
Biological process (GO): regulation of mRNA processing; spliceosomal complex assembly; protein phosphorylation
Molecular function (GO): ATP binding; protein kinase activity
Source: RefSeq, a predicted model, not a curated record
AAUGCGGAAGCUGUGGACAAAUAUGGGCCGGGCUUGUUCCAUCCUGUCUAUCUCGGUGACGUGUACAAGGAAGGGCGAUAUAGAAUUGAACAGAAGCUUGGGUUCGGAUCACAAGCUACUAUAUGGGGCGCAAGAGAUCUUCCAAGUAACGAGUUAGUGGCUUUGAAGAUAUUUGCGGCAAACUUAUCUCAGAACAAUAAGGAACUCGCCAUUCUGCAGCGGCUUCGAGACAGCACUCUGGUCCAUCCAGGGCGUGAACAUGUGGUUGAAUUUCUUGACUAUUUCUAUCACGAUGGUGUAAACGGACGCCACUUGGUCAUAGUCACAAAACCACUAAAACAAACCUUAUUCUAUUAUACUGAUAAUAUAGUUCGUGGAGGUCGUGCCGUUGGGGAAUAUACGUGUUCGGCGUUUUGUCGGCAACUUCUCCUUGCAGUAGACUUCUUACAC